AACUGGGUUGGCGCUGCACGAAGACGCAGAAAAUGGCAGAACUGGAGGAUGUGACGCUAGACGGGAGGCCGCUGGACAGCCUUCGGGUCACCGAUUUAAGGGCGGCGCUUGAAGAGCGGGGAUUAGCUAAAAGCGGUCAAAAGAGCACACUGAUGAAGCGUCUAAAAGGGGCUUUAAUGUUGGAAAACCUGCAGAAACAGUCUACUCCUCACACUGGUUUCCAGCCAAACUCGCAGAUGGGGGAAGAAAUGGGACAAAACAGUUUCAUAAAGCAGUACCUGGAGAAACAGCAGGAGCUGCUCAGGCAGCGUCUACAGAAAGAAGCACGAGAGGCACAAGAAACAGAAGAAACUUUUGCAGAUUCUGAGGAUGAAAACAUGAACCCUGACAUAGUGCCAGAACCUCCUGAUAUUAUCUGUGAUGUUCUGAGAAUGCCAGAAGUAGAACUGGGAAAACAUACUCCUAAAAAAAGUCAUUCAGUUUUGGAAGACCCAAACGAAUCUGAAGAAGAGUUGCCCAAGAAGCGCGAGAGGAGGUCAUCUCGAGUAAAACAGACCAAAGUUUCUAAGCCAAGUGUAGUUACACAACCAGUGCAAGAACAAGAACCACGUAGGACAUCAGCACGUGCACGUAAAUCUGCUGCAAGAGAAGAAGUAGAAGAGGUAGGUGAAGAAGGGGAGGAAGAAAUGGAAGAAGAAAAAGAGCCAGCAGUUGAGAAGGAUGAGGAAGAAACUCCAAAAAGAAGAAGAUCCUCCAGAACAACUGCUGCUGUUCAGCCCAAAAAGUCACCAAAAUUAAAACGAUCUCCUUCCCCGCCUGAGUUAUUAGAACCUGUUUCUAAAACAGCAACUCUUGAAGGAGAAGAGACUUCAGAAGAACGUGUUCCUCCAAUGCUAUCUCUUGAAGGUAUUCACCAACAAAUUUCUGAGAAGCAAGUGUCACCAGUGUCUGAAAAAAACACCUCUUCAAAGCUGCUCAUCAAAGAGAGCCCGAAGAGUCAUAGAUCACCACAGAAAUGGAGACGCCAGAGGGGAGAACGAAUUGACACUGGUACAGAUGCUGAAGUACUGCAAGCACCAGACAGUGUUAUUCAACAGACUACAUGCAGUGAAAGGGAAGAUGAAAAAAUGGAGAUUGUACAGCAGGGUGAAGACACUAAGUGUACCUCCACACACACAACAGGUGCUACUACUGCUAAGGUUGCAAAAGGAAGGGCAUCUCUGGUUUUGAUGAAGCCUCCGGUUCGUUCAAAAUUGGAAGGGAAAACAUCUGUGUGUACACAAAGUCUGCAGAUAGUGGAAAAGUUAUCAUCAAGGGGUGUUCAGGCUAUGUCCAUAUUAGAAAAACAAGAACCAGAUCCUUGUUCUAAAUUAAAAGACAGACAGUCUUUGUCAAACUCUCCUGAAUUAGUAAAAUCAAGUGUUAAGUCAAAAUCUUUGCAUGAAAAAUCAGAUGCAAGUUCAUUGUUAGUUAGUGGUCCAAAUGAAUCAGCUUUUUCUCCUAGCUUACCUAGAACAAGAAGGUUAAGGAAUAGAACAUCAAGUGCACAACAAGACCAACCAGAAAAUGUACAAACUCCACCAGCAGUGGAUCUUCAGGAGAAAGCACAAGCACCAGUGAUACUGAAUGAGCCACUGGAUAACGAGCAAGAAAGUGUUCUAAAAGUAUCUGAAUGUAAACAGACUGAGGUCCAACCAGAGAAGCAAACUGAAACCAGGCCACAUAGAACUGAAAUAGAAGUAAAAACAGAAGAGAUUAUUGACGCACCUCAAUUGGAUGAUUCAUUAGCAUCAGAAGCAAAGGAAACCAGCAGCACCAACACUUUCAAUGUAAGUUCUGUCACAGAAAAUGUAUGUUGUUCAGUACCAUCAGAAUUGGAAGAGUCCUCCUUAAAUAUCAGACCUCGUACUGAAGAAAUCUCUUUGGUUAAGGAAGCCCCAGAAAUGGCUGUAGAAAACAAGGAAUCAUUGAGUACAGAAGAAACUUUGGACACACAAAAUAGCCCAGUGGUACAAGACUCUGCAAAUGUUGCAUCUGUAGAAGCCAUUGUUCCUGAAAUGGUCCCAGACACACAACAGUCCUUGCAUACACAAGAGGAGACCUCAGUGAAGCCAUAUAAAAAGCGACAAAGAGAUGACGAAUCGGAGUCUGAAACAGUGACAAAAGAUUGUCCUAUGAUUGUAGAUGAGGCAUUAGAAAACACUGAAGAUAUUUCAAUGACUCCAGUGCCCAUGUCACCAACUAAACAAGAACCUAUAACUAUAGAUGAAACUGCACAGGCUGCCAUGAGUAUAGAGGAGUCCCUUAACAUUUUAACAGCUGAGGAUGUGAGAAUGGAUGCCAACCAGGAAGACACUAGACCAUUGACUGAAGUUGACACAACUGCAUCCUCAUCAGCAUUAUCAUCAUGUAGUAACUCGGAUGUAGUAUUGGAAAAUUCUGUAGAACAACAAUCAGAUAAUGUCUCUCCGCAACAAGGUCAAGAAGCAACAGUCACCAAUAAGAUUUCCCAUGAAUCUGAAAUAUCACAGCAGGACAGUGUUAUGGACCUAGAAGUCACAGAAAAUAAUGUGAGUGACAGGGAUUUACCAGUUAAUUCAGACAGAGAAAAUCCUACCAGUCCCUCAAAACCUGAUAUGCAGGACAAUAAUGUUGAUGAAUCUGUAUCAAUACCUGCAGCUGAAAAAUAUGUUAUUGCCCAGAGUACUGCAGAAGUUGUUCGUUCAAAAGAAUGUAAAGAUAAUAGUGUGGUUCCAGAGGAAGUUAGCGUUCAACCUUCAGAGACUGCCAUUGAUACUCAGCAGUCUGAUGUGACAAUGGCAGAGGAGGACGUUCCAGUUAUUGCACAGGAAGAGGAUGAAUUGAAGAAAGAAUCAGUUUCUGAAGAUCAUGAAGAAAAGUCGGUGGAAGAGCACAGAGAACUAGAAAUUCUUUCUACACAGCCACCUGAACAUGAAGAAAAGUCAGCAGAAGAACACAGACAACUAGAAAUUCUUACUACACAACCACCUGAACAUAAGGAAAAGUCAGUGGUAGAACACACAAAACUAGAAAUUCUUACUACACAACCACCUGAACAUAAGGAAAAGUCAGUGGUAGAACACACAAAACUAGAAAUUCUUUCUACACAACCACCUGAACAUGUAGAAAAGUCAGUGAAAGAACACACAGAACCAGAAAUUCUUUCUACACAACCACCUGAACUUAAAGAAAAGUCAGUGGAAGAACACACAGAACUAGACAUUCUUACUACACACCCACCUGAACUUAAAGAAAAGUCAGUGGAAGAACACACAGAACUAGACAUUCUUUCUACACAACCACCUGAACAUGAAGAAAAGUCAGUGGAAAAACACACAGAAUUAGACAUUCUUUCUACACAACCACCUGAACAUGAAGAAAAGUCAGUGGAAGAACACACAGAACCGGAUAUUUUUUCUACAAAACCACCUGAACAUGUAGAAAAGUCAGUGGAAGAACACACAGGACCAGAAAUUCUUUCUACACAACCAUCUGAACUUGAAGAAAAGUCAGUGGAAGAACACACAGAACUAGAAAUUCUUUCUACGCAACCACCUGAACUUGAAGAAAAGUCAGUGGUAGAACACACAAAACUAGAAAUUCUUUCUACACAACCACCUGAACAUGUAGAAAAGUCAGUGGAAGAACACACAGAACCAGAAAUUCUUUCUACACAACCACCUGAACUUGAAGAAAAGUCAGUGGAAGAACACACAGAACUAGAAAUUCUUUCUACACAACCACCUGAACGUAAGGAAAAGUCAGUGGUAGAACACACAAAACUAGAAAUUCUUUCUACACAACCACCUGAACAUGUAGAAAAGUCAGUGGAAGAACACACAGAAAUUAUUUCUACACAACCACCUGAACUUGAAGAAAAGUCAGUGGAAGAACACACAGAACUAGAAAUUCUUUCUACACAACCACCUGAACAUAAGGAAAAGUCAGUGGUAGAACACACAAAACUAAAAAUUCUUUCUACACAACCACCUGAACAUGUAGAAAAGUCAGUGGAAGAACACACAGAACCAGAAAUUCUUUCUACACAACCACCUGAACUUGAAGAAAAGUCAGUGGAAGAACACACAGAACUAGAAAUUCUUUCUACACAACCACCUGAACAUAAGGAAAAGUCAGUGGUAGAACACACAAAACUAGAAAUUCUUUCUACACAACCACCUGAACUUGAAGAAAAGUCAGUGGAAGAACACCCAAAACUAGACAUUCUUUCUACGCAACCACCUGAACAUGAAGAAAAGUCAGUGGAAGAACUCACAAAAGUAGACAUUCUUUCUACGCAACCACCUGAACAUGAAGAAAAGUCAGUGGAAGAACACACAAAAGUAGACAUUCUUUCUACGCAACCACCUGAACAUGAAGAAAAGUCAGUGGAAGAACACACAAAAGUAAACAUUCUUUCUACGCAACCGCCUGAACAUGAAGAAAAGUCAGUGGAAGAACACACAAAACUAGACAUUCUUUCUACGCAAUCACCUGAACAUGAAGAAAAGUCAGUGGAAGAACACACAAAACUAGACAUUCUUUCUACGCAACCACCUGAACACAAACUAGACAUUCUUUCUACGCAACCACCUGAACAUAAUGUGGAAGAACCAAAAGUAACCCAGUUACCCUCACCACCCCCAAAUGAGGUUGAUAGCAAAUGUGUUAUGCAAGCCACAAAAGAAGAUGAAAAUCAAAGUACACAAACUAAUGAGGGUGAGGAACAAACUGUCUCAGUGGCACCAUCAGAGCUAAAGCAGCCACAGGUAGAAUGCCUUAUAGAUGUAGCUAUUGCGACAGACCAGAUAUUGUCCCCUGACACAGAGAGCAAUGAAGUUAUUGAUAUAUCAGAAAAAACAGAACCUCAAAAGGAAGAUGAACCAGUUAAAUCAAACAAUGAUGAAUCACCUGUUCAUCAUACAAUGGAUGAAGUGCUGCCCAAUAAAGAGCAGUACCAUGAAGUAGAAGAAGAUUCUCCUGAACCAGUAGAUGUUGCAAAGAAGGCCACUGUGGUAGAAUUCCGACGAAGUAGGACCUCUUCUUCUUCUUCUUCAUCCUCCUCCUCUUCAUCUUCUUCAUCGUCAUCUUCUUCCUCAUCCCGCUCAUCACGUUCUUCUACCGAGAAGUCAUCCCGUUCUAGAUGUAGCUCCCAUUCUAAGUCCUCAUCACCAGAAAGGCAAGAUCAGAAGUCACAGUCCUCAAGGUCUUCAACUCCUCACAGUGACAAGGAUCAAUUGUGUAGUGAGAGAUCUGAGGCCGAAUGCAUUGCAGCCAUGUCUUCUGAAGUCUUGCCUUUGGAAACAUUACAGCCCCCGCCAAGUACCUCUUCACCUCCUCCACAAACUACAGUGUGGCUGCAGAGAGAGGCCUUUAACCAAGGACACAGUCCUUCCCCUCCUGGCCAUGGAGAACGACGUAGGCCGCAUGCUACAUAUGAUGAAGAAGAGCAAGAACAGAGUAAGAGAAUAAGAUUAGAUCCACAGCCUGAGGAUCAGGACCAAAACAGUCCUGUCCCUGGGGAGCAGGAGGUGGAAGAGGAACACAGCCCAGGAGACAACAAUGUUGCACCAGAGAGCGGGGCCAUGGACGCCGCAGAAAGUCACACAGAGGGUGAGGUCCAAGAGGCUGCGCCAUCCCAACCCCAGGAAGAGGACUGCGACACCAACGAGAAGAAAGAGAGUACAACACCACCAAAAACGUUUAAGAGGAAGAUCUCGGUUAUAUCGGCUGCAAAGUGUUCCAGUCAGCCUUCUCCAGUGUCUACUAUAAACAGUGACAGCGAGGGAGCACACCCUGCGCGAAGGAGGCGGUGGGGCGCCAGCACCGCUACUACACAGAAAAAGCCCUCAAUCAGUAUCUCUACAGAGUCACUGAAGAGUUUAAUCCCCGAGAUUAAAGAAAUCAAGCAAGAGGCAGUGGUGGAUCUCCAUGCUGAGGAUGCUCGUAUUUCUGAAGAUGAAAGUGAACGUAAUGGAGAUGACAAUUCCCAUGACAAAGGGCUGAUAUGCAGGACAGUCACACAGGUUGUGCCAGCUGAGGUGCAAGAAAAUGGGCAAGAGGAGGAUGAGGUGACAUACCAAAAUCAGUCAGAGGAAGCACCUACCGCUGUACAAGAACCUGCUCCUAUGGAGGUAGAGCCACCACCUCCCAGUGAACAAGAAGUCAAAAAGCCAUUACCAGAAAGCCCAGCACAGGCAGAGGUCAGAGUCACUUUGGGAGAUACUCUAUUGAGGCGGUCAAUCAGUCAGCAAAAGACAAGUGUCUCUAUUAAUGACGACCCAGUGCGCUCUGCAUCCAAACCCUCACCCCCUCGACGGAAGCCAAGCUGUAUUGUACAUAUAUGUAAUCUGGUCCGACCUUUCACUUUGGGGCAACUCAAAGAAUUGCUCUCGCGUACUGGUACCAUUGUAGAUGAACAUUUCUGGAUAGACAAGAUUAAAUCUCAUUGUUAUGUUACGUAUUCUACAGUAGAAGAAGCUGUUGCUACAAGGAAUUCUCUGCAUGGAGUGAGAUGGCCCCAAUCCAAUCCUAAAUUCUUAUCUGUAGACUUUGCAGAACAAGAUGAGCUGGACUUCCACAGAGGUCUUCUUCCAGAGAGACCACCUGAACGAAACCAGAAGAGCCCCCACCAACACACACACUCUCAUUCGCACGCAUAUGCCCCUCCAUUACGCGGUGAACACCGGGAACAUGAACGUGGUGUGAGAGAACAGUGGGCUGAGAGGGAGCGUGAGAUGGAGAGGAGGGAGCGUACUCGAUCGGAACGAGAGUGGGAUAGAGAUAAAAUUCGGGAGGCUCCCAGGUCACGUUCCAGAGACAGACGGCGUAAAGAGCAUGCAAAGUCCAAAGAGAAAAAGAAUGAAAAGAAAGAGAAAGUUCAAGAGGAACCUCCAGCUAAACUCUUGGAUGACUUAUUCCAUAAAACCAAAGCUGCCCCUUGUAUAUAUUGGUUGCCCCUCACAGAUGAUCAGAUUGUAAAGAAAGUAGCAGAUAGGGCAGAGCGAGCGAAAGAAAGAGAGAAGCGCCGUAAAGAACAGGAAGAGCUAGAAGAGGAAGAAAGAAAGGAGCGAGCAAAGGAAAGGGAGAAGGAGGUCGAGCGAAACAGAGAGCGGGCACGUGAGGCCGAGAAAGAGAAAAGGAGAGAGCACAGCAGAGAACAUCCUCGUGAGCGAGAACGUAGGGAUCCUAAAAGGCACAGCAGGAGUCGCAGCAGGAGUACACCAGUGAGAGAUAGGGGAGGACGACGCUGACUCCAGUCUGAGGCUUUUCCUGACUGUCCACUCGGCUGCUAUACGCCUGUCCAGGGCAGGUGGCGAUAAAGUUCUUAUAACUGUGUAGGCGUUUGAAGGAGCAUUACUCACCAUGCUCCUUCACAAGCAAAUUGUUUCUUUUGUAAGAAACACUCAGGCAAGGAGACUGUAUCCUUCAGUAGGAUUCAUGAUACUCUGUCUGUAUUCAGACUCCCAUCCUUGGAACCUUGUCUGCCUACUUGUCCCCUCUUUCCUUUCUUUUCCCAAAUUCUUUAAUUCUAACUCUGUUUUGAGGAUUAUCGUUCAGAUGAUCAUUGGUUCAUCAUUGGACUCUCCUGAAAAGUUUGUGCAAUGAGGCUCAUCUCUCUCUGUAACUGUGCGCCUGUCAAAAUGUCGGGCAAUUGGUUACUUUAUUCUCCUUUUGCCACAUGUGGCAUCUUACCCUACUAUUUUUUUUUUUUUUAAUUGUGUUCCUUUUAUUUUUUAUUAUAAAUGAAGUGGAUUAUCAGAAAAUAAAAUUCUGCAUUAGUUUUAUAUUUGCGAUGUCUUACCUGUCUGAGGCACCACAUGCAGUGUAUACUAGAUGGUUUGUUUUUAGCACAGAUCAUGCACCCUGACCUGCCUACUUGGUUUUAAUCUCUCCUCAGUCAUCCAGUAUUACAAAUGGAUGUACUAAUAUUGGUUAGGAAUAUGCUGGUGUCUGUUACUGUAUGUGUUUUGUCAUAUAUUUUGAGAUGUGGUUAUACAUAAAUUACAAUUAUUAUUAUUUUUUUUUUUUUUAACCCUGUUCAUGGAGUGUUAGUGGCUUGUGAACCAUGGGGCUGAAAACGUGUCCACUUGGGUCAAAGGCUGCUAACAUUCCUGAUUUCUAUUAAGAAUAAGGUUUCUUUUUUUAUAGAAUGACAUGACCUUUUAUAGGAGUGAAAUAAAAAUGUGUGUACUUCACAUAAAUCCAGUUCAAAACUGGAAUCUGAUGAGUUACACACUUCAGACUUUCUAUAUUAAAAAGAGUAUAUAUUGUAAAAUGGAAAGUCUUGGUGGCGGCAUCGUAUAAGAAAAUUCUGUUAGUGAAACUGUCUAAAUUAUUGAUUUUAUAUUGAUGCACAUUAUUUGUUUUAUACUGUACAUAACACUGUUGGAAUGGCUUGAGGUGGGUUAAAAGAAGGAACUGAGAGGGCGUAGUUUCAGUUGCUUUGAUGCAAGCUCUUCUGAAGAAGCCCCGUAUUUGCUAAGUGCUUAUUGGUAAAGUCCCCUUUUCCAUGCAAGGAGUAUAGGCAGAAGUCCUGCACCAAGAUCAUUGUGGCUUACAAAGAAACACAAGCUUUUCCCCUACAGAUGUGUAAAAGCCUCCUGAGAAAGAUGUGAUUGCAGCAUUUUGUAAGUAUAGCCCCGUAGUACAUUGGCGUAUAUAUAAAUUAUCACCACAUGAGAUAUGCAGCCCUUGAGCUUUGGCCUUUGGGUUUUUGUACUGUAUACACCUGCCUAGAGUAUACCAUAAAAGUAAUGUAAAUAUGCAAUAAAUUCUAUUACUUCCCA
This is a messenger RNA of Bufo bufo (common toad), 8810 nucleotides long. It is a transcript of the gene ACIN1, whose product is annotated as apoptotic chromatin condensation inducer 1. Gene Ontology annotation, molecular function: RNA binding. NCBI's taxonomy places the organism in Eukaryota, Metazoa, Chordata, Amphibia, Anura, Bufonidae. The record is from RefSeq and is a predicted model, not a curated record.